This is a messenger RNA of Echinops telfairi (small Madagascar hedgehog), 1950 nucleotides long. It is a transcript of the gene ENTPD1, whose product is annotated as ectonucleoside triphosphate diphosphohydrolase 1. Gene Ontology annotation, molecular function: GDP phosphatase activity; UDP phosphatase activity. The record is from RefSeq and is a predicted model, not a curated record. NCBI's taxonomy places the organism in Eukaryota, Metazoa, Chordata, Mammalia, Afrosoricida, Tenrecidae. Gene Ontology annotation, biological process: nucleoside diphosphate catabolic process. The transcript has 10 exons. Bases 75 to 1595 code for a protein of 506 amino acids. Gene Ontology annotation, cellular component: plasma membrane.
CCACAGCCGGCGAAGGCUGACAAUAAAUACACACAUACACACACGGGCACAGAAGGAAACAAACGCUGCCGCUCAUGGAAGAGAGCAGGGAUUCUAGAGUGAAGAGAUUUUUAACCAGUAAUGGCAUGGUCAUUCUUGGAUUCAUCUUUAUCCUGUGUUUGAUAGCUUUGCUUGCUGUGGGGCUGGUCCAGAAUAAAGCACAGUCUGAAAACUUUAAGUAUGGAAUUGUGUUUGAUGCGGGUUCUUCCCACACGACCAUGUACAUCUACAAGUGGUCAGCAGAAAAGGUGAAUGACACGGGAUUGGUGUAUGAGAUAGAAGCCUGUAAAGUCAAAGGUCGAGGAAUCGCAUCAUAUAGAAACUUACAAGAAAUACCUGUUUACAUGUCUCAAUGCAUGGGAAGAGCCAAGGAUGUGAUUCCAAGGUUCAAGCACCAAGAGACACCUGUUUACUUGGGAGCCACAGCAGGCAUGAGGUUGCUCAGAUUUGACAAUAAAGAGUUGGUGGAGAAGAUCCUGUCUUCAGUGUCAAGUCUCUUCAAAUCCUACCCCUUUAAUUUCCAGGGUGCCAGGAUCAUCUCCGACGCCGAGGAAGGUUCUUAUGGUUGGAUUACCAUCAACUAUCUGCUAGGAAGACUAAAGGAGAAACACAGUCCUAAAAGCCUGUUUUGGAGGAAAAAUGAGAGUCAGAGUACCUAUGGAGCCUUGGACCUUGGAGGGGCCUCCACACAAAUUACCUUUGUGCCCGUGAACGAAACGCACACGUCUUCUGAAAUGUUGAAGCACUUCCGCCUCUAUGGGAGGAACUACACUGUGUUUACACACAGCUACUUGUGCUUUGGGAAAGAUCAAGCACUUCUGUGGAAAAUGGCCAGGAAUGCUACGCAGUUACAGUCAGACCUCCUCCUGGAACCAUGCUUCCACCCUGGAUAUACGACGACAAUGGCCACCAGAAAGCUUUACGGGAGCUACUGCAGCAGGAAAUUUAAUAACUUGGAUCAAGGGGAUACCAUAAGAAUCCAAGGCACUGGGAACUUUCUAGAAUGCCAGAGAAGCAUCCUUGAGCUCUUCAACGCCAGUUUUUGCAAUACCUACGAUUGUGUCUUUGAUUCGGUUCACGUACCACCAAUCUGGGGAAAAUUUGGAGCAUUUUCAGCUUAUUACUACACAAUGAGCUUUUUAAACUUGACAUCGGAAGACGUGUCCAGUGAGGAGAUGGUGACUCGGAAGAUGGAGGAGUUCUGCUCCACACCCUGGGCUGUGGUGAACACAACUUUUGCUGAUGUGAAUAAGAAGUACUUGAGUGAGUACUGCUUUUCUGGCACCUACGUUUUAACCCUCCUUCAAAAGCUUGGUUUCACAGAGUACUGGAAUCAAAUCGAAUUCUUGAACAAGAUCAACGGCUAUGCAGAAGCCGGGUGGAGUUUGGGCUACAUGUUAAACCUGACCAACAUGAUCCCAGCAGAGCUGCCACCGCCUAAACCUUUCUCUCGCCCCACGUACAUCACCCUCAUGGUCUUCUUCUCCCUGCUGCUGGCGGUAGUGUUCAUCCUAGGCUCGGUGAUCUUUCAAAAGUCUUCACAUUUUUGGAAGUAAACAGAAUAGCAGGACAAGUUGAAAUCUUCUGGCUGGAAUGAGGAAAACACAAAACAAAAUCCACCCAGGAAGCACUUUUCUCUAUGGCUGCGUACAAGACCAUCCUUCCCUGCUCACUGGGGCCAGUCUCGAUCAGUUUAAAGCUUCCGAGCCUUUUGCUGGGAGUCAUUCACCACGCUUUGCCUCAAUGACUUCCCUGCAGACACUGCCUCUUUUGUCUUUCCCAAUUGCCCACUCCCUUUCAUACAAUAUUUGUGUAAGUUGUGCCACUUUUCAUGCUUUUUUGCUUUAUAAAAGAACAAUAUUGGCUUUUUCUAAAAAAUUGUGUGUCCUGAGUCCUGUGUGGGGAAUUAAA